CUUCCUCUGCCUUUCAGUAGGGGCCCUGAACUCGAGUGUCCAGAUUACACGUCCGGCGGUUCCCACAGCUGCUACUUUGACAAGARACACACGUCCAUCUGGAAGUACUACUGCAUGACGGUGACGGCCAUGACGCCCCACAGGAACUACACGUCCCAGCAGCACUGCCUGGACGUGGCAGAGAUUGUGGAGCCGGAGGCUCCGGUCAACCUGAGUUUCUCCCUGAGGGACGCCGGCGGCGACGAGGCGGGCCACAGCGCGCUGCUGUCCUGGACGUACCCGGCUCCUGAGGACCUGCGCUAUGGCUGGAUCACUCUGCUGUACGAGCUGCAGUACCGACGCAUCGGAGAGGCUGACAAGUGGAAGGUGAAGCAUCCUCUGCGGGAGCCRCAUGUGGAGCUGCUCGGCCUGCGACCCGACGACUACGUGGUUCGGGUCCGCUGCCGCUCCCACAACUCCCGGCUGUGGAGCAAAUGGAGUGCCGYGUUGCUCGUGAGCGUCCCCAACAGGCUGGCUGCAGGUAAAGUCCUGGUUCUGGUUCUGGUGGUGGGAGUCGGAGCCGUGGCUCUGCUGGUCAUUGCCUUCGGGGUGAUUCCUCAGAGCAGGAGAAUAAAAGACUACUUCCUGCCACCCAUUCCCAAGCCACGAAUCAUCGGCAUUGACCCUCUGCUUCUGAAGAAGGGGAACUUUGAUGAAAUCAACCGUCACUUCGGUAACUUCCAUGGCUACCGGCCUCCCAGUUACUCGGUGGAGGUGUGGGACCAAGUGAGCGCUGACGGGAUCUACCUGAGCGCGCCGCGGGACGGCAGCAUCCCACCCAGUGUCUUGGACAGAGACAGAGGAACACCGGUCGCCAUCCAGAACUUGUUUCCCAUCCAGAACCCGUCGCCGUUCAUCCGCAGCGCUCCGCCGUACUGUGCCGUGCCGCCCGAGGCCUUCGCUGCGCUGCAGAACGCGCCGUCUCCGUGGCAACAGCCCGAGACGGYGUUCGUUCCCGGGUCACACUUCAGCACGAUGGAGCGCCUCGGCGUUCCUGACGCCUCCGUCUCCGCUCCAGAUCCGGCCYGCGCUCCGGUCCAGGACUUCUACACCUGCGUCCAGCUGAUGAGGGACAGCGGCGAGGUCCACUUGGUGCCGUGUCUGCCGGCGCCGUACUGCCAGGACUUCCUGCUGCCGCCGGGUCCAGAUGCCGCCAAGCGAGAGGAGGAGGAGAAAAGCAAGAGGCUGGCCGAGUACCAGGCCCGGAAGAGCGCGACGGAGGACGACGGCGACGACAGGAGCGAUGCCGCCGACCCGCUGCUGCCCGUCAGCCCAGAAGACACCAGCUAGAGGACCGGAGACCGGUUCGGAUCCGACGUUCUGCUCCACUCUGUUUUUGCUAACGCUGUUAGCGAAAGCUCCGACUGGGUUGGAAACUGUUGGCAUUCAUGUUUACUGUUGGUGUGAUAAACACAAUUAUUGAUGCAUUCAUGUUUAAUCCAACUAGAAGUUUAUAACAAGUCAUUGAACUGGUUCUGGUUCUGAUCACUCCACCCAGGAGGAGCUGGACUUCCUGAACUCUUCUUCUUUGUUUUAGUGGCAGUUGGCUUUAACUAUAGGAAGUAUUAACGCCACCUACUGGUCAGGAGUGUGGACUACAUCGCCAUGAACUCUGGGUACUGUAGUCCAUUUGAAAUGGGCCAGGAUACUUCAGGAUUUCAAGCUUCGUCUUUCUCAGGAAACAGGAAGUGGUGACGGCUGGUCGGAGAGGAUUCUAGUUCUCUACGUCCAAAACCUCCUGGGUUUAUUUUCCGUUGUUUCACUCACACCUCAUUUUUUUCCCACUUCACUCUUCAGAAGCACUCACUCCUUAAUUAUCCAUGUGCAGGGAUAUAAAUUUGUGAUUACCCAGAACAUGAGAGGAAUCUAAGUGGGCCUAUAAGGUCCAUUUGUGUCAUUAUCAUUUUUAAUACCGGCAGAUUCYAUAAAACCGCUAAAAAUCA
Messenger RNA from Poecilia reticulata (guppy), 1982 nucleotides. Lineage: Eukaryota; Metazoa; Chordata; Actinopteri; Cyprinodontiformes; Poeciliidae. The record is from RefSeq and is a predicted model, not a curated record.